Sitodiplosis mosellana (orange wheat blossom midge) is the source of this 1369-nucleotide messenger RNA. RefSeq lists its product as uncharacterized. The transcript is spliced from 5 exons. The record is from RefSeq and is a predicted model, not a curated record. Bases 311 to 787 code for a protein of 158 amino acids. NCBI's taxonomy places the organism in Eukaryota, Metazoa, Arthropoda, Insecta, Diptera, Cecidomyiidae. Gene Ontology annotation, biological process: positive regulation of voltage-gated potassium channel activity; regulation of synaptic transmission, cholinergic; sleep.
UAGGAGCAGUAUAACGUCGUAUAAGUUUUCCACUGGAGCUCAAACGUGAACAGUUGCCGAGAGUGUACACUCCUUUUGAUAGCCAUUGGUGAUUGAAGCAGAGCAUAACAGGUUCAGGAAAAAAUUUGGUGUGUUUGCCAAUUUGCAAUCGUCGAAACGAAAAUUAAUCGAUUUUUCUGUGAGUUUUUGCUAUUCACUUGGUGUGUACACUUUUUUCAAUUGGAAAUUAAAUCCACGGCGUGAAUUUUAAGGUGAAAGAAAAAAAAAACCAUAAGUUGAGAACCAAAAAAAAAAUUUGCAUUGGAAAAAAAUGGCCGCGAAACAAUCAAUUAUCAUUGCAAGUGUUUUACUCUUAGUGAUUUUCGUUGAACAAGGUUCAGCGAUAAAAUGCUUCGAAUGUAACAGUCACUACAAUCAAGGAUGUGAACUGGACCUUGUGCCAUCAAACUUUUCCGUGGAUUGUUCAUUAAAACAGGAUCGCGAUGAUAGAAAUAAGCCCAUCCAAUACACCAUUUGCCGAAAAGUGCUGCAAGUCAUCGAAUUCUCGGUGAAUCAAUACUCUCCACUCUUUUCUGAUCCAGUGCCAGCUAAUGUGCGCGUCAUCCGGUCGUGCGGCUAUGAUGCGAGAACCUACUCCAAUACCUGUUAUAAAAGACACGGAUUUGGCGGUCGUCAGAUUGUGUGCGCUUGUGAUCAACGAGAUAAUUGCAACCAUUCGAAUUCGUUAAAAAGCCCGAUCAUGCUAAUAGCUUUAUUUAGCGCCAUCGUUGGCUUUUUAUCACAUUAAGAUGAUACGGUUGCAUAAGCACAGCGAGUAAAGAAAAAACACGGCUAAAAGAAGAUCUUGCUUCGCAACGAAACAAGACAAGACAUUCAUUAUUGGAACAACAGUCCACCGAGACAAAGCCAAUCGCCAUUGCGACGCACUUAUGCUGAGUGAUUUUGUUUAAUUUUUUCAUUUUCUAAUUAAUUUUUUGGACAUUUUUUUUAUUAAUUUCUGAUUCCAGAAUUGAAAUAGUAAUAAUAAUAUAAACGCACGCCCUAGGCAUAGACAUAUCCACCCGUGUCGUUGUGUCUUGCUUGAGUCAAUACAAUGAACACGAAUUUAGACUUGAAUGGAAUAACAACAGCAAAUUAAAACAUCAGGAAAAUUCUUUGGUUUAACUCAAUCGUGUUGAGUCAGAGCGUUGUGACAUAGAAACAAAUCAGCCAUCCCCUUGUAUUUCGUUUUAGUUGAAAAAAAAAACAACAACACUUUUUACUGUGUUCUUAUCGUAUAAGAGACCAAGCGAUUUGAAAGGCUAUCACUCCCAUGAAAACUUUUUAGACGCUUAUAAUAUAUUCACGUUUUAAAUUGAUCACAUUGUUA